This is a messenger RNA of Penicillium malachiteum, 1659 nucleotides long. RefSeq names its product putative MFS transporter. The record is from RefSeq and is a predicted model, not a curated record. NCBI's taxonomy places the organism in Eukaryota, Fungi, Ascomycota, Eurotiomycetes, Eurotiales, Aspergillaceae. Gene Ontology annotation, molecular function: transmembrane transporter activity. The transcript is spliced from 4 exons. The coding region runs from base 1 to 1659 and encodes 552 amino acids. Gene Ontology annotation, biological process: transmembrane transport.
AUGGCCCGCAUGCAAGUUGAGCCCUACGAGGCCGAGCGCGACGAGAAGGGUCGCCAAGCACAAACCAAGACCCUUGGUCACCUACGCCUUCGAGAUUCCGAGACCAAUGAGGUCAUCUUAGUUCCUACACCAUCGUCCGACCCAAAGGACCCUCUUAAUUGGCCAAGAUGGUUCAAACUAUACACAGCGAUCGCGGUCUGUCUCGCUAUGGUUCUUUGCAACUUCCUUGCAGCUGGUCCGACGCUCGCGAUUAUACAGACUGCAGAGGACUUCUUCCCUGAUUGGGAAAAGACCGGCAUUUCGGGCGCAAUCGCCAAAACUGCCUACUUCUUCAACUGCACGGCGCUCUUCCAGGGCUUGGGUAAUCUGGUUUGGAUGCCCUUCAUCAACAAGUACGGACGCCGCGCUGCCUACGUGACCUCGUUUACGCUCUACACAAUUACGGCGAUCUGGUGUGCGGUCGCAACACAAUAUGCGAAUUUCCUUGUGGCAAGAAUCCUUAUGGGCUUUGCAUCUGGUGCGGCAGAAUGUCUGGCUCCGAUCACUAUCGCUGAUCUCUUCUUCCUGCACGAGCGUGGUGCGCUUACUGCCCUUUACAACGCUUCUCUCAACCUAGGUGUUGCCUCGGGCGCUCUUGUGGAUGGCUUUAUUGUCAAGUAUCACCCAUGGCGCUAUAUCUAUUACGUUGCAAUUUCCCUGAUUGGUAGUAUCACUCUGGUUGUCUAUGCAACCUUCCCCGAGACAGCCUACAACAGAACACUGGCUCCGACAGAUUCCAUCACCUUGCUGACAGCAUCUGGUGAGAGAGUUCAUCGAGGUACAAAAUCGGAGGAGGCAGGAACAUCUGAAAUUCAAGAGGUUGUCUCCACUGAGCAGGCUCAAGGGGAUAGAGGCUGGCUUCAAGGUCUCAAGCUAUACCAUGGAAGAUAUACCGAGGAAUCCCUAUGGCAGAUGAUGAUUCGACCUGUCGGUCUACUGAUCCUUCCGCCAGUCCUCUGGGCUACUCUCGUCAUGUCAGUGACGAUCGGAUUCAUCACAGCCAUUACUUCAAACGUUUCCUCAGCAUUUUCCUCCACAUACGGGUUUGAGGCGUGGCAGGCUGGUCUCUGCUUUUGUUCGGGAAUUAUUGGAUGCUUCUUCGGUAUCUUCCUCGGAGGUUACUUCUCGGACUGGGUAGCGGAUUUCUUCACACGACGGAAUAAUGGAGUUCGUGAACCAGAAAUGCGACUUCCAGCUAUCAUGGUUGGGGCUAUCACGGGCCCACUUGCGUUGGCUCUAUACGGAUGUGGCAUCGAAUACAAGAUGCACUGGAUUGUUCCCACCAUUGGAAUUGGCCUAAUUAACUUUACGAUUACACAAGCAACUAAUGUGUCCCUUGUGUACACGAUUGACAGUUAUCGUCCCAUUGCUGGAGAGAUUGUCGUCACUCAGCUGGCAUUCAAGUCAGCUUUUGGCUUCCUGCUAGGAUUCUAUACCAACCCAUGGGUCGACAAGCAUGGCUAUAAUGUUGCUUAUGGAGAGAUGGCUGCAAUCUGUGGCGGUGUUCUUAUUUGCUGGAUUCCAUUCUUUUUCUGGGGUAAAUGGAUACGCCAAAAGACUCUGAGUUGGUCAAUCAUGAGGUGGGUACAGUGGGAUGCAGACAGAGAGGUUGGCGAGUAA